CUUCAGUUCUCGUCCAUAACAUCGGCCAUUAAAACGGCUGUAAUUGUUCGACUGCGCGUUUCUUAACCCGUGUCCUCAUGCGACUAUUGCGAGUUGAAGCCGACGGCAAUUUCAGUCUGGUCGAACGCGAAGGAAGAAACAUUCCAUUCUACGCUAUUCUAUCGCACACUUGGGGAGAUGAUCAGGAAGAGGUCACGUUUAAAGACCUGACAAAUGGAACGGGUCAAACAAAAGCUGGCUAUUCAAAACUCCGCUUCUGUGGCAAGCAAGCUACCCAGGAUAAACUUGAAUACUUCUGGGUGGAUACGUGUUGCAUCGACAAGUCAAGCAGCGCAGAGCUUUCAGAAGCCAUCAACUCAAUGUUUCGGUGGUACCGUGAUGCAACCAGAUGCUACGUAUACCUCUCUGACGUCUCAGUUGGUGCCUCCAGCAGCAGAGAGCGGCAGCCUUUCUUGAACAGCAGAUGGUUUACACGAGGUUGGACUGUGCAAGAACUUCUAGCUCCACAAUCGCUCCAGUUCUUUUCUUCUGAAGGAUGUUUGCUUGGAAGCAAAGACUUGCUUUUCCAGGAGAUUGCUACGACUACAGGCAUAUCCGUCGAAGCCCUGCGCGGAAAACCUCUGUCACAGUUCAGCGUUCAGGAGCGUAUGUCAUGGGCGGAAAGACGAGAGACAAAACGCGAGGAAGACGCUGCUUACUGCCUGUUGGGCAUGUUCAACAUCCAGAUACCGCUAAUCUAUGGCGAAGGACGACAGAAUGCGAUGAGACGACUUCUGAAUGAGAUUGAGAGCAGGGGCGGAUUGGACCGCAUCUUGAAGUGGCUUGCGCCUCCAGAAUUUGCGACCGUCUAUCACGAAUCCGUCAGUGAGCGCGAAAGUGACACAGGACAAUGGAUAUUCAGCCAUUCAUUCUUUCGCAGCUGGCUGAAUGGAGAGCAUCCGACCAAGACUUUGGGACGACUCCGUUGGAUCCAUGGACAUCCUGGUGGAGGCAAGACUACACUAGCUGCCUCAGUGAUUCAAUAUCUGUCCUCUGGACAGCAUGGUGCACCAUCUGCGCCCGAGGUGUAUUAUUUCUUCUUCCGCCAUGACAACCCUUCACACACCAUGCUAAUCUCAGCUUGUCGUUCAAUACUGUCCCAGUUCAUCCAGCGACACAGCAACAGACAAGAUAUAGUCGAAGAGUUCCAUACCACCAUCGAUCAUGGGCGUAAGUUGAUUGGUCAGUCCGUCUCAUCAGAGCCCGAAUUACUCGAUCUUCUUCAGAAAAGCCUAAAGACUCUUCCCUGUGUAUACAUC
This is a messenger RNA of Macroventuria anomochaeta, 1298 nucleotides long. RefSeq names its product HET-domain-containing protein. The transcript is spliced from 3 exons. Lineage: Eukaryota; Fungi; Ascomycota; Dothideomycetes; Pleosporales; Didymellaceae. The annotation marks the transcript as partial. The record is from RefSeq and is a predicted model, not a curated record.